Messenger RNA from Zingiber officinale, 2830 nucleotides. Its product is annotated as pentatricopeptide repeat-containing protein At5g67570, chloroplastic. Gene Ontology annotation, cellular component: chloroplast. Bases 60 to 2645 code for a protein of 861 amino acids. Gene Ontology annotation, molecular function: protein binding. The transcript has 9 exons. NCBI's taxonomy places the organism in Eukaryota, Viridiplantae, Streptophyta, Magnoliopsida, Zingiberales, Zingiberaceae. The record is from RefSeq and is a predicted model, not a curated record. Gene Ontology annotation, biological process: chloroplast organization.
AAACAAACAGAAGAGAAACAAAUAUCUAAGCCAUAGCCAUUUCCCCUCUGUCCGCGGCCAUGGCCAUGGCCAUGGUGGUCUCGGCCGCUGCCCCUUCCGCUUCGUUAUCGGCCGCCUCAUCCGAUCAAAAGCCCUUCGAGCCUAACAACGAGGCCAUCAGGAAGCGGCUUCUCCGCAAGGGUGUCUUCCCCACCCCUAAGAUCCUCCACGCCCUCCGCAAGAAAGAGACCCAGAAGGCUCUCCGCAGAGCCAAGAAACAAGCCCUCCAAGUGCAACCUUCUUCUGUAUCGGAGUCGCAGAGUCGGGACUUGGAGAACGAUGAUCUCUUCCGCACCGUCUCCGCUGAGUACCGUGCCGUGAGGGAGGAGUUCCGCCGUAGAGACGAGAAGGCGGUGGUUCUCGCCGGGAAGCCAUGGGAGGGUUCCAAGGCUGUCGACUUGAGAGAUCUUACUAGCGCGAGAGAAACCCUCGGAGAUGGGAGACUGAGGACUGAGCACCUGGAGGAACUGAGGCGGAUGCUUGCGGAGAGGAAUGGGGAGCAGUUCCGGUUGUUGUUGAUUAAUGAUGAAGUAGAAGAUACGGGUUGUGAUUUUGGAAAUAAAGAAGUGAAAAAACCACCGAAAUCAUGGCUGAUGAUAGAAGAAGAAGAAAGAAUUCGCUUGCUUGUUGACAGGCUGAGCAGUUCGAACCUAAGCAUGCAAGAUUGGAAGUUUUCAUGGAUGAUGAGGAAAUCAGAUAUAUUGUUUACAGAGAUGUCCCUACUCAAAAUAAUUGAACGGCUGGGACAUCUUGGAAAGUGGAGUUCUGCUCUGUCUGUUGUGGAAUGGGUAUACAAUGAAAAGAACUACAAGCAUAAGAAAAGCAGGUUUGUGUACACCAAGCUUUUGUCUGUUCUUGGAAAGGAAAGGAGACCAAUUGAAGCUCUUCAACUAUUCAAGAAAAUGCAGGAAGAUGGGCAGUUAUAUCCAGACAUGGCUGCAUACCAUAGUAUCUCAGUCACACUUGGUCAAGCUGGUCUUGUACAUGAGCUAAUCAACAUUAUCAAUUGCAUGAAAGUAAAACCCUCCAGAAAGCUUAAGAACAUGAAUCGCAGAAAUUGGGAUCCCUGCAUGGAGCCAGAUAUUGUCAUUUAUAAUGCUGUUUUGAAUGCCUGCAUUCCAUCCCAUCAAUGGAAAGGAGUGUUUUGGGUGUUGGAACAGAUGAGAUAUAGUGGUUUUAAACCUACUGGAGCAACAUAUGGUUUAGCUAUGGAAGUCAUGCUGAAAGCGGGGAAGUAUGAUCUGGUACACAAGUUCUUUGAAAAGAUGCGAAAAGGUGGAAUAGCUCCCAAAGCACAAACCUACAGAGUUCUUGUUAGAGCCUUUUGGGAAGAAGGUAAAAUAGAUGACGCACUUGAAGUCGUCAUGGAAAUGGAACAUAGAGGAGUUGUUGGAGCAGCUAGUGUCUAUUACGAGUUAGCUUGUUGCCUUUGCAACAAAGGUAGAUGGCGAGAUGCGAUGAUUGAGGUUGAGAAAUUAAAAAGGGUCCCUUUUAGAAAACCUUUGGAGGUAGCAUUCACUGGUAUGAUCCUAGCUUCAUUGGAUGGUGGAUUCGUUAGUGACUGCAUCUCAAUUUUUGAACAUAUGAAAGACCACUGUGCUCCUAAUGUUGGAACCAUAAAUGCCAUGCUGAAAGUCUAUUCUUGUGCUGACAUGUUUGCAAAAGCUAAAGAACUAUUUGAAGCUACUAAAGCCACACAUGGCGGUUUAGAAUCCUCUGGAAAUUAUUCAUCUCUUCAGCUGGAUUCAUAUUCAUAUAAAUCUAUGCUAGAGGCAUCUGCUUCUUCCCAACAAUGGGAGUACUUUGAGUAUGUCUACAAGGAGAUGAUUUUGUCUGGUUUCAAGCUAGAUCAUAGAAAAUUUUCAUGGUGCCUAGUUAAAGCAUCCAGAGCUGGAAAGUGGCAUUUGCUAGAGCAUGCAUUCGACACAAUUCUGGAGGCUGAAGAAAUUCCUCAUACAUCGCUUUUCAUGGAAAUGAUAUGCCAGACCAUCGCCCAAGGGGAUUUGGGAAGGACAGUGAGUCUACUCAACAGUAUGGCUCAUGCUUCGCUUUCAGUGAGUGAAAGUCAGUGGACCAGCUUACUGGAGAGGCAGAUCGCUACAUUGGGCAUGGGGAAGUUGCAAGACCUACUAAACCAUUUGCAGAGCUGCAGCCUUGUGAUGGAAGAUCCCGUCCCAAUUUUUUUGAAGUCACUGCACUUGAUUUCUGGUCGAAGAUUUUUGGAGGGCACAGAGUCUGUUGCAGGUUCGAUCGGCAGUUUGGAAAAUGAUGAAAAAAUUAAGGAUUAUCAACAUGUUGAUGUGCCCGGCCGAAUAGAUGGCAGGUCGCCAUCUCUGUCAUCGACUUCUUAUUCAUGCAGUCUCGUUGAAAUGCUUGAUGCAGAGAGCAGCGCUAAUGCCAGUUUGCUGGAAGAAUUUGAUAAUUUGGAAAGCAGUUCACCUGCAGGGGCUCAAAGAAGCGAACAUUCCUGUUUUGAGCACAACGAAGAGUUUUAUUUUACUGAUUCAACACUGGAUUUGUUAACUUCUGGAAUACGAACACCUUUCCCAGAAUCGCCGCCGGCAUCAGAAAUACUUGAAAGGUGGAGGAUUAGGCAAGAAGAUUAAGGAUGCACUUUGGGCAAUGAACAAGUCAUUCCUCUUUUUGUUUGAUGUUAUUUCGUGUCAAUAUUAUUCAUAGGAAAUGAUGUAAUUUUUCCUGAAUUUUUAUUUUGAUAUUAGUUUUAAAUUUCAAAAUGUCAUUGAAGUAUUUAACAAACAAUUAAUAGCAUACUGCUUCAUUCCUACUUAAA